Corticium candelabrum is the source of this 1641-nucleotide messenger RNA. RefSeq names its product transcription factor E2F2-like. Bases 250 to 1524 code for a protein of 424 amino acids. Gene Ontology annotation, molecular function: RNA polymerase II cis-regulatory region sequence-specific DNA binding; protein dimerization activity; DNA-binding transcription factor activity, RNA polymerase II-specific. The transcript is spliced from 6 exons. Gene Ontology annotation, cellular component: RNA polymerase II transcription regulator complex. The record is from RefSeq and is a predicted model, not a curated record. Lineage: Eukaryota; Metazoa; Porifera; Homoscleromorpha; Homosclerophorida; Plakinidae. Gene Ontology annotation, biological process: regulation of transcription by RNA polymerase II.
CGCUCUCUCGUUGGACGAGACAUCAGCACACCACUACGUCACACUGUGACGACGACGCGUAUCAGAGCGACGCCACACAUACAGCAAACUGUCAUCUCGCCCCAUCCGUGUCGAUUUCACGCUCGCAAGCGAGUGCCGCCACUGCAAAUCAACAAAAAAACAUUCGUCCUCAUCGCAUCGACGCCGGGCACGUGGACACGCCUCGAAUUGCGGCAUAUUGUCGACAUCCAGCGGAUCUAGCGAGUCAGAAUGAUGAAGACGGCGUUUCGGACGCCGCAGACGAAAGACAAUUUGGUCGACGACGCGGAGAGCGACGAGUUGGGAGACUUGAGCGACGAGUAUACGCCGUGUGCUGGUCGUGCGGCUUAUGCGACGCGUCCACAGGCAAAGAGAAAAUUGAAUCUCGGUAAACAGACUAGAGAUGGGUUUAAGACUCCACAUGGGAGGAGAAAGAGACAGCCGUCUGUUAGUAGUCCGUAUGGACGAUCUCCUGAUUGUUCUCGGAAUCGUUACGACACAUCAUUGGGCUUACUCACCAAGCGUUUUGUCACCAUGAUGCACGCUUCACCCGACAAGGUCAUCGACCUCAAUGCGGCAUCCGAGAAGCUAACUGUACAAAAACGGAGAAUCUACGACAUCACAAACGUCCUAGAAGGAGUCGGCCUCAUCAAGAAAAGAACGAAGAACAACGUCCAAUGGGUGGGACACGAAGGAGAACAAAAUGAAAAUGAUGCCACUUCUGCUGCAGCAGAAUGCAGCAGGAAGUUCACGUUGGAAUCGGAAUUGAACAAGAUGAACACUCGAGAGGAAGAACUGGAUACGUUGAUCAAACAAAGCCAAGAAACCUUGAAGAAACUUACCGAAGACUCCCUCAACUCAAGAUUGGCAUUUGUGACGUAUAAUGACAUCAGAUCGAUCCAGAGUUUGAGUGAUCAACAGGUUAUGGCCAUCAAGGCACCAGCAGAGACCAUGUUGGAAGUGCCGGAACCCGACGAGGAAAUUCAAAUCUAUUUGAAAAGCACCAACGGUCCAAUCGACGUCUUCCUCUGUCCAGACAACCCGGACGACAGCGAAGCUCGACUUCUCACCGAUGCCGACCCAGACACUCCUCACAACUCAAUCACACAAGAUUCCCCAUCAGCAUACAGCGACACACUAGCCGAUCUCGCUCUCGUUCAAGAAGCUCUCGAGGCGAAUUCCAAAACAACCGAAUCCAACCCGCCAACGCCAGCAAAGAUCGCCACUCUCGUUCAGAGUCUGCAAUCGGGAUCCGAUCGGAAAGGCUUCAAUUCGUUUGGUCACAUGUCACCGGGAACGUGCAAUCGCUCGAUCCCUGGAAGUCCGAUGACUCACGAUCUAUUUGGGAUGUCUCAACCGAUGUUGUCGAGUGAUCUCCCUUCGAGUGGGAGCUACAACAGCGACGAGUUGAGUUUCAUACAACUCGAACCGCUGAACAGCACCGACUGUUUGUUCAGUCUUGACGAACGCGAAGGCAUCAGCGACUUGUUUGACAUUGAAAACUGAUUUCUAUGCUACCCAACACUGCAGUUGAGUUGUACUACUGUAUCUUUACAACACAUCCACAUCCAUGCACGUACAUACACACAUACACACGCACAUACAUGUGCACGUACACACACA